Messenger RNA from Diceros bicornis minor, 419 nucleotides. RefSeq names its product ribosomal protein L34 (gene RPL34). Bases 10 to 363 code for a protein of 117 amino acids. The transcript has 4 exons. Gene Ontology annotation, molecular function: structural constituent of ribosome. The record is from RefSeq and is a predicted model, not a curated record. Gene Ontology annotation, cellular component: ribosome. NCBI's taxonomy places the organism in Eukaryota, Metazoa, Chordata, Mammalia, Perissodactyla, Rhinocerotidae. Gene Ontology annotation, biological process: translation.
GCAUUCAGAAUGGUCCAGCGUUUGACAUAUCGUCGUAGGCUGUCCUACAAUACAGCCUCUAACAAAACUAGGCUGUCCCGAACCCCUGGUAAUAGAAUUGUUUACCUUUAUACCAAGAAAGUUGGGAAAGCACCAAAAUCCGCAUGUGGCGUGUGCCCAGGCCGACUUCGAGGAGUUCGUGCUGUGAGACCUAAAGUUCUUAUGAGGUUGUCUAAAACGAAAAAGCAUGUCAGCAGGGCCUAUGGAGGUUCCAUGUGUGCCAAAUGUGUCCGUGACAGGAUCAAGCGUGCUUUCCUUAUUGAGGAGCAGAAAAUCGUUGUGAAAGUGUUGAAGGCACAAGCACAGAGUCAGAAAGCUAAAUAAAUAAACAAAUGAAGCUUUUUUGAGUAAUAAAAAAAGUCAAAAGCCUUGUUCUGUUA